Messenger RNA from Salvelinus sp. IW2-2015, 1658 nucleotides. Its product is annotated as transmembrane protein 132D-like. Lineage: Eukaryota; Metazoa; Chordata; Actinopteri; Salmoniformes; Salmonidae. The record is from RefSeq and is a predicted model, not a curated record.
GCUCUGCAGCAGGUUGCCUGUCUGUCAGUGGACGGCUUGCGACGGAGUUUCGGGGUUGCCAUGACGGUAUCGGCCAGCUGGCGGGUAGAGUACUCAGGCCGUAAAAACCCUCCGCCACCACACGGCGGAGUAGUGAGCAGCUUCUCCUUCACUGACAGAGAGAUAGUGGGCAUCUCUCCCAUAACUGAAAGUGGCAUGAUCAUCAACACGGCCAUCUUGACCAGCGAACCCGUGUCACUUCCUGUCAUUGUGCUGGCAGUGGGGCAUGAUGGGAAGGUGUCGGAUAUCACCGCGGCGGUGAAGUGCCAGUCGUCCAACGAUGAUAUCGUCAAGGUGUCAAGCGAUUGCUCCACCCUCUUCGUCGACGGAAGUGAAUCAGGGGUGGGCAGCACCUGUGUAGGGGUGGAGUUUCUCCUGGGCACGCUCAGUGGGUCCCUGUGUCUGUCCGUGUGGGCUCCUGUCGUCCCGCUGCGCGUCUCACUGUCCGACAACGAGCUGAGCGCCAUUGAGGGUUGGAACCACUACACGGAGAAUGGCUGUUCUCCAGUGUACCAGAGGUCCACAGUUCAGGUUCUGACCCAGUUCAGUGCUCAGGGGGGCCAGGGUCAGCUGACCUACCUGCUGGGCUCCUCUGAUUGGUUUGUGGAUGCCACAGAGAUGGUCCGUAAUUGGCUGAGGGUAGUGAAUCCUCACGUGGCGGUCCUCGACAAGCAGAGCAAUCUGAUUGGUCUACACCCGGGGAAAACUUCAGUUCAUGUCAUAUCAAGCCAAUGGGAUGGUGUGCUGGGUAGCUGUGAUGUCAUCGUGACCUCUGAACCCGUGACCCCAGGUGACCUCUCAGUGCAGGUUGUGGGAGGACUCGGUAUGUCAAUCAAUGCAAGCCCUGCCCAUCCUGCUGUUGUCACGGCAACAGUGACAGCAUAUAACAUCCUCUACCACCAUGGGCAGGAAGCGUCCAUCAGUGUCUGGCUCCAGUUCAGUGAUGAUAGCGCCACGUUGCUCUCCACCUUCAGCCGUGGUACCUUCGCCCUUCGCCUCUCCUCAUUGGCAGAGACCGUGGUUGCCGUGAUGCCCGGCCCGUUGCUGCGCGUCAUCGCCCAGGGCGAAGGGGGCGGGCCUUUACUGAAAGCAGAACUCCUGGUCACCACCUGCAAGCCAAUGGCGAACUCCGUUGACRGGGACCUGGCCAAUUCGAAAGAAGGAAGCGGGACCAGGAGGCUGGCUAAAGGAUCAGGUUGGAUCAGGGUGAACCUGGACUCGGAACUUCGUCCAAUGGGAAGCGAGGAGGCGGACUUUGAGCUGCUCGACAUUUCAGACAUGCUGGUUGAGUCAUCGGAUAGGGACGUUAAGUACAGCAACUUCCUGGACAAUGACAUCAUCAUAGGGAACGUCACCACCGUCAAAGGUGACGACUACUAUGACAAGGUAUGGGAUGACAUGGGAUGAUCGCCAGGAACGACCUGGAGAGAGCGGUGUUGACCCCAAAUCACGAAGAGAGCGCUGUGUACUUCUCUCCCGGGGUGGAGAGAGAGAGGGAGAAGAAACYGGAGGAUACAGAGCUGGGGGUGGGUGUCGGGGCAGUUCUCUCCCUUCUCUGCCUCUCCGUACUCCUCUUCCUGGUGAAUUGUCUGCCCUGCGCUUUGAGGGAGAGGAGGAUG